Aethina tumida (small hive beetle) is the source of this 2264-nucleotide messenger RNA. RefSeq names its product sorting nexin-2. Gene Ontology annotation, biological process: early endosome to Golgi transport. Gene Ontology annotation, cellular component: endosome; endosome membrane. The transcript has 9 exons. Lineage: Eukaryota; Metazoa; Arthropoda; Insecta; Coleoptera; Nitidulidae. The record is from RefSeq and is a predicted model, not a curated record. The coding region runs from base 66 to 1490 and encodes 474 amino acids. Gene Ontology annotation, molecular function: phosphatidylinositol binding.
GCUACUGUCAACUUUUAAUAUUUGUCAUUUCGUCAGCCCGGGUUCAAGAUAAAUAUCGUGAAAAUAUGGCUGAGCCUGUGGAACCUCCCCCUUAUUUUGAAAAUGUAGAUAUUAACAAAGAGGAUGCAGAGCCUGACGACUUAUUCGUAUCCGCAGUUCAGUACCCAACACAGAAAUUGGAUGAUAAUGACCCGGAAGAAAUCGUCAAUGGAGACGAUCCAGAUUUGUCUAAAAUAAACAUUAAUGAAUCCAAAGGUGAACUUGAGAAUAUUCCAAUAAACAAUGAUAAUAAUUUAACAGAUAAUUUGGAACAGGAAGAAGCAGAAAGUGGAAAUGAAUUUCUGGAUAUUAGUAUCACAGAGCCGCAGAAAGUGGGUGAUGGAAUGGGGGCCUAUAUGGCAUAUAGAGUCACUACCAAAACCAAUAUGAGAUUAUUUAAGAAGAAAGAAUUUUCAGUAACACGCAGAUUUAGUGAUUUUCUUGGACUACAUGAUAAACUAACUGAGAAAUAUUUAAAAGUAGGUAGAAUUAUUCCACCUGCUCCAGAAAAGAGUGUUAUAGGAAUGACAAAAAUAAAAAUGUCUAGUCAGGAAACAAAUGGUACAAAUGGGGGUGAUUUUGUGGAGAGAAGAAGAGCUGCUUUAGAAAGAUAUUUAAAACGGACUGCCCAACAUCCAAUUCUUGUUGUAGAUCCAGAUUUUAGAGAGUUCCUAGAAGCUGAUAUUGAAUUGCCUAAAGCAACAAACACAUCUGCUCUAAGUAGUGCUGGCGUUAUGAGGCUAUUCAACAAAGUAGGUGAAACAGUAAACAAAAUAACUUACAAAAUGGACGAAACGGAUCCGUGGUUUGAGGAAACAUUGAGCCAUGUGGAAGCUCUAGAAACACAGUUAAGAAAAUUACAUGCAAAUGUGGAGCAAAUGGUCGCUUACAGGAAAGAGCUCGCCAAUUUAACCAACGGCGUUUCAAGAUCCGCAGCCUUUCUAAGCUCCUGCGAGGAUCACAACUCAUUGUCCAAAGCUUUGUCUCAACUUGCUGAUACAGAAGAGAAGGUUGAACAGUUACACAUGGAACAAGCAAAUACAGACUUUUUUAUACUGUGUGAAAUUUUAAAAGAUUAUUUAGGUUUGCUUGGGUCUGUUAGAGAUGCUUUCCAUGAAAGAACUAAAUUGUUUCAACACUGGCAACACUCGCAACAAAUGUUGGCCAAAAAACGCGAGGCGAAAGCGAAAAUGGAAUUCACAAAUAGAGUAGAUAAACUAGAUCAAGCUGGCACUGAAGUUCUGGAAUGGGAAGCCAAAGUAGAAAGAGGACAGGAAAACUUUGAUAAAAUUUCACAGAUGAUUAAAAGGGAAAUGGAAAGAUUUGAAAAAUGUAGAAUAAACGAUUUUAAAGUUAUGUUUAUCAAGUAUUUGGAGAAUCAUCUAAACCAUCAGGCACAACUUGUUCAAUAUUGGGAGGCUUUUCUUCCUGAGGCCAAAGCAAUUGCCUGACUAGAGGAUAUUUGCCAAGAAUAGCAGCAUCGACAUUCCUAUUGGAAAUUUCCGGAAAUUUAGUAAUACCUCACACAAAUAAAAUACCAAAAUAAAAGUGGUCCCAUAUUUCACUACUACUUUAAUUCUGUCAUUAUUCAAGUUUGUGACUGUCUUAUUAAGUUACUGGAAGUAAGUACAUACUGUACUUACUAUUUUAUUGCUUACAUAUCUUUUCGAAAUAUUCUAGUAUUUUAUGAUAAACUUAUUAUAGAGAGUAUAAGGAAAAAUGAUAAUAGUGCAAUGAUGCAAGUUGGUAUGACAAAAUUAUUUGUGUAAAAUGUAUAUUUCGAAUUUUGUUGAACGUGCAUUUUCAUUGCUUCUAAAAUAAUCCUUGUUUAUUAUAUAAAUAAUCUAUCCAAAUUAGAUGUAUUUGAGGCCAAAACUGUAGAAAAAUAGAAUUGUACAUGUUUCUGUAAAAGGGAACUUUUUAUAUAUGUAAAAUAAAAUUUAGGUUUAAUAUUUUGCCUAAUUGUACAGUGGUCAAAUCAUACAACCUUCAUCUUUUUUGUUAUAGUUUAUUGCAUAAUCUCGAGUUAAGCUUUAUAUGUAUUUUUAUGUUUAAUGUGAUAAUUAUAUUCAGUAUAAUAUUACUAGAAUUGUAAAUGAUUUCUAUGUAUUUAUUUCAUUACAAACGUUGUCUAGUAGUUUUUUAGUAAUGCAUGAUUUAAUCAGGUAUUACUCAUGUAUUAUUGCUUCCAUUAUUAUUAUUAAUAAAUAUAUAUUAUAUCUUUA